AUGGCUGCCGAGUUAGGGCAACAGACGGUGGAGCUCUCCACGCUCGUCACACGUGCCGCGCACGAUUCCUACUCCUCUCUCAAAGAACUCGUCGAUAAAUGUAGGUCAUCUGAAUUAUCCGACACCGACAAGAAGAUUAGCAUACUCAAAUUCCUCAGCAAGACUCAGCAGCGCAUGAUCCGACUCAAUGUCCUCUCCAAGUGGUGCCAGCAGGUUCCUUUGAUACAGCACUGUCAGCAACUGGCUUCCACUGUUUCCAAUCAUGACAUGUGUUUCACACAGGCUGCGGAUUCCUUAUUCUUCAUGCAUGAGGGGCUUCAGCAGGCACGAGCUCCCGUUUACGAUGUUCCGUCCGCAAUUGAUAUUCUUCUCACUGGAAGUUACCAGCGCUUGCCGAAAUGUGUAGAGGAUGUGGGGACUCAGUAUGCUUUGACCGAGGAUCAGCAGAAACCUGCUUUGAAGAAAUUGGACACGCUAGUUCGAUCCAAAUUGCUUCAGGUCACGAUUCCCAAAGAGUUUUCUGAUAUUAAGAUUUCUGAUGGUACCGCAAUGCUUAGGGUGGAUGGGGAGUUUAAGGUUUUGAUAACGCUUGGGUACAGAGGACAUUUGUCUUUGUGGAGGAUAUUGCAUUUGGAGCUGCUUGUUGGGGAGAAAAAUAAGCCUGUGAAGUUGGAGGAAAUGAGACGACACUUGCUUGGAGAUGAUUUGGAGAGGCGAAUGGCAGCGGCAGAGAAUCCAUUUUCCGUGUUGUACUCAGUUCUUCAUGAGCUUUGUGUUGCACUUGUCAUGGACACGGUGAUAAGGCAAGUGCAGCUUCUUAGACAGGGGAGGUGGAAGGAUGCUAUUCGGUUUGAGCUCAUAUCUGAGGGUCAUGGAGCGAGUUCUAGUUCUGUGCAGAACCCAGAUGGGGAAUCUGAUUUAUCUUCCCUGCGAACUCCUGGGUUGAAAAUUGUGUACUGGUUGGAUUUUGAUAAGAAUGCUAGUGUGUCCGAAUCGGGUACAUGCCCAUUUAUUAAAAUUGAACCUGGGUCAGAUCUUCAGAUAAAGUGUCUCCACAGCAGCUUUGUCAUAGAUCCUUCGACAGGCAAAGAGGCAGAGUUUGUUUUGGAACAGAGUUGUAUUGAUGUUGAGAGGUUGCUGUUGAGAGCUAUUUGUUGCAACAGAUAUACUCGCCUGCUCGAAAUUAAAAGAGAACUGGUGAAAAAUGUUCAGGUCUGUCGAACUGCAGACGAUGUUGUGCUCCAGUCCCGAAUUGGUGAAUCUGAUAUUGAAUAUAAGCAGAAGGAUGAUAAGUGCCACAGCAAGGACUCUGAGGGACACGAGGUGUUGUGUGUGCGUGCCUAUGGUUCUUCCUUUUUUACUCUUGGGAUUAAUAUCAGGAAUGGCCGUUUUCUUCUUCAAUCUUCACAGAACAUAGUGCUUUCUUCCGCCUUAUUAGAAUGUGAAGAAGCUUUGAAUCAGGGAUCUAUGACUGCAGCUGAGGUCUUCAUAAGCCUGAGAAGCAAAAGUAUAUUACACUUAUUUGCAUCUAUUGGAAGGGUUUUAGGCCUUGAGGUAUAUGAGCAUGGGUUCAAUAUAGUUAAAAUACCCAAGGAUGUUUCAAAUGGUUCAGCUAUGCUAUUGAUGGGAUUUCCAGACUGUGGAAGCUCUUACUUCCUGCUGAUGCAACUUGAUAAGGAUUUUAAACCCUUGUUUAAGUUGUUAGAGACUCAGCCUGACCAAUCUGGAACAGAUAAUUUAUCUGGUGGUGACCUUAAUCAGGUGUUUCGGGUCAAGAAAAUUGAUGUAGGACAAUUGCAGGUUCAUGAAGAUGAAAUGAAUUUAAGCCUGGUUGACUGGGGAAAAUUACAUUCCAUUCUGCCCAGCGCUGUUUGUCCAAAUCAAACAUCUGGACAUGAGUUCUUUUCAGAUAUUAGCCUUGAGAAAUCCAUACAGACCGCAAGGGGUCAUCCAUCAGGCUUUUCAUCACUUGUUGAUGAGGUUUUUGGACUUGAGAAAGGGUCUUCAGUGCCUCCAUUAUCUGUUCAAAAUCUUCCUUCUUCCGGGAAUUCAUCCCUUCCUUCUCAAUAUGGUUCUAUCCCCUUGAAUAUUCAUGGUUUAAAGGCUGGAAGCCUUUCGCCUAAGUGGGAAGGAGGAAUGCAGAUGGCACAGGCUAAUAAUCUAACAAAAGCUUCUGGUGCUACUAACCACUAUAGUGGUUCCUUGUUUUCAUCCGGCAGUGUGAAGGGCCCAGUUCAGUCCAGUUCCCUUGGCUCCAUACCAACUGGACAAGUAAGGAACACUGCUGGGAAAAAGCUGUCUGCUUCCAAGUCUGAACAGGAUUUAGCGUCUCUGAAAUCUCCACAUUCAGUUGACAUUAGUUCCUCUGCUACAAUGGAUGAAGAGCAGCUAAGAGUGUUGACUGACAACUCUAAUGAUGCUUUAUCAGGAAGUCGAUCAUCUCGACUAUUAUCUCCUCCACGACCAACUGGCUCUCGAAUGUCCAUACCUAAUUCCAGACCUAAUGGACCUCAAGUUGAAUCAUUUAAGGCUGCCGGAUGUAGUUCAUCUGCUGCAACUCCCGUAUCCCAAACACUAGAAUCCACAGUUAGUUAUAGCACAGGUGAAGAAGAUUUUACCUCCAAAAGUGAUAAGAAAUCCAGAAAACGAACAGCUUUAGAUAUGUUGACCCUGAUUCCAUCUCUUCAAGGUGUUGAAAACAACCAAGGAAUCUGCAAGAGAAGAAAAGUUUCAAAUUCAUCUGGGUGUCAACUGUCUUUGCCACAGGGUGCCAUGUCCACUGAAAUAAUACCCAAAACCAAUGGAUACAGUUAUGGAAGUUUAAUUGCUGAAGUGAAUAAGGGGACUGUUCCGUCCAGCAUUUACAUUGCUGCUCUUCUUCAUGUGGUCAGGCAUUGUUCACUUUGCAUUAAGCAUGCUAGACUAACCAGCCAGAUGGAUGCAUUAGACAUCUCAUAUGUUGAAGAAGUGGGUUUGAGAAGUGGAUCAUCUAACAUUUGGUUUCGACUUCCUCUUGCUAGAGGUGACUCAUGGCAACAUAUAUGUUUGCGACUUGGAAGACCUGGUUGCAUGUAUUGGGAUGUUAAAAUAAAUGAUCAACACUUCAGGGAUUUAUGGGAGCUUCAGAAAGGGAGCAAUAAUACACCAUGGGGUUCAGGUGUUAGAAUUGCUAAUACAUCUGACAUAGAUUCACAUAUACAUUAUGAUCCAGAUGGUGUUGUUUUGAGUUAUCAAUCUGUGGAGGUAGAUAGUAUAAAGAAAUUAGUGGCUGAUAUCCAGAGGCUUGCCAAUGCAAGAACGUUUGCCCUUGGCAUGAGGAAAUUGCUUGGCGUGAGAGCCGAGGAGAAGUCAGAUGAGCUUGUUACAAGUACUGACACCAAAACACCAAGUGCCAAGGUUGUGUCAGAUACCGCAGACAAACUGUCUGAGCAGAUGAGAAGGGCAUUUAGAAUUGAGGCAGUAGGAUUGAUGAGCUUGUGGUUUAGCUUUGGUUCAAGUGUCCUUGCUCGUUUUGUUGUUGAAUGGGAAUCUGGUAAAGAGGGUUGCACAAUGCAUGUAUCUCCGGAUCAACUUUGGCCUCAUACCAAGUUUCUGGAAGAUUUCAUAAAUGGAGCUGAAGUUUCAUCACUUUUGGAUUGCAUUCGACUGACUGCAGGGCCAUUGCAUGCUCUGGCAGCUGCAACCAGGCCAGCUAGAGCUGGUCCUGUUCCUGGGGUUGCAGCUGCCCUAUCUUCUAUCCCUAAACAGUCUGGUGGUUAUAUAUCGUCACAGGGACUUCUGCUUGGGAAUUCAACAACUAAUGUUAGUCAGCCUGCAUCUGGUCCUGGGGCAAACACCGUCAUGACUACUGCUAAUGGUCUCACUAACCAGACCCUUUCGAUGUUAGCUGCUGCUGGGCGUGGUGCCCAGGGCAUUGUUCCUAGUUCACUUUUGCCCAUUGAUGUCUCUGUUGUGCUCCGCGGUCCAUAUUGGAUACGAAUCAUGUACAGGAAACAGUUUGCAGUUGACAUGCGUUGCUUUGCAGGAGAUCAGGUUUGGUUACAGCCUGCAACACCUCCUAAAGAGGGUCGUCUUUCAGGAGGGUCAUUGCCAUGUCCCCAGUUUCGGCCUUUUAUCAUGGAACAUGUUGCCCAAGAAUUGAAUGGAUUGGAUCCUAGUUUCACUGGACAACAGGCAGGUGGACUGGCAAAUUCAAAUAAUCCGAACCCUGGUUCAGGAUCCCAGAUGAUAGCUGCAAAUGGAAAUAGAAUAAACCUGCCAAUUUCGGCUGCAAUGUCUAGGACAGGAAAUCAAGUAGCUAGUUUAAACCGUGUGGGAAAUGCCUUAGCAGGCUCUUCAAACUUAGCUUUGAUGACAUCACCUGUUUCUCUACGGAGGCCACCUGGAGCGGUUGUCCCAGCACAUGUCAGAGGUGAGCUGAACACAGCUAUUAUUGGUCUUGGUGAUGAUGGUGGAUAUGGAGGUGGUUGGGUUCCUCUCGUUGCUCUUAAGAAGGUUUUGAGAGGCAUUCUCAAGUAUCUUGGAGUGUUGUGGCUUUUUGCCCAGUUACCUGAUCUUUUGAAAGAGAUAUUGGGAUCUAUUUUGAAGGAAAAUGAAGGUGCACUUUUGAAUUUGGACCCUGAGCAGCCUGCCUUGCGCUUUUUUGUUGGAGGAUACGUAUUUGCUGUUAGUGUCCACAGAGUUCAGCUUCUACUUCAGGUAUUAAGUGUAAAACGCUUUCACCAACAACAACAGCAGCAACAACAGCCAAAUUCAAAUCCUGCACCAGAGGAAUUAAGUCAAUCUGAAAUAAGUGAAAUAUGUGACUACUUCAGCCGUCGGGUUGCAUCAGAACCCUAUGAUGCUUCUCGUGUUGCAUCAUUCAUAACUAUGCUCACUUUACCUGUAUCAGUACUGAGGGAAUUCUUGAAAUUAAUUGCUUGGAAAAAAGGAUUAUCGCAGGCACAAGUGGGAGAUGUUGUUUCUGCUCAAAAACCACGAAUUGAGUUAUGUCUUGAAAAUCAUUCUGGGUUGAACGUGGAUGAGAACUCUGAGAGCUCAUCUGCAUUCAGAAGCAACAUCCAUUAUGAUCGUGUUCAUAAUUCUGUUGAUUUUGCGCUUACUGUUGUUCUUGAUUCUUCUCACAUUCCACAUGUCAAUGCUGCUGGUGGUGCUGCAUGGUUGCCUUACUGUGUUUCGGUAAGAUUGAGAUAUUCAUUUGGUGAAAGUCCUAAUGUAUCAUUCAUUGGCAUGAAUGGUAGCCAUGGUGGUAGGGCCUGUUGGUUGCGUGUUGAUGAUUGGGAAAAAUGCAAACAGAGGGUGGCACGAACCGUGGAGGUCAAUGGGAGCUCAGCAGCAGAUGUAAGUCAAGGUAGGUUGAAAUUAGUUGCGGAUAGUGUGCAAAGAAACCUGCAUAUGUGCAUUCAAGGGCUGAGAGAUGGUAGUGGGGUCACAGCUAGCUCUGGAGCAACGUGA
Messenger RNA from Sphenostylis stenocarpa, 5454 nucleotides. Lineage: Eukaryota; Viridiplantae; Streptophyta; Magnoliopsida; Fabales; Fabaceae. The record is from the annotation of a GenBank genome assembly.